CCCAGCGGUUCUGCGCAUGCGCGGGGGCCAUAUUAGCAGCGGUUAUUCGGUGAGCGCUGGUGGUUUAUUCUUCCGUGGAGUUAAGGGCUCCGUGGACAUCUCAAGUCUUCAGGGUCUUCCAUCUGGAAGUAUAUAAAGUUCAGAAAACAUGUCUCGAAGAUAUGACUCCAGGACCACUAUAUUUUCUCCAGAAGGUCGCUUAUACCAAGUUGAAUAUGCCAUGGAAGCUAUUGGACAUGCAGGCACGUGUUUGGGAAUUUUAGCAAAUGAUGGUGUUUUGCUUGCAGCAGAGAGACGCAACAUCCACAAGCUUCUUGAUGAAGUCUUUUUUUCUGAAAAAAUUUAUAAACUCAAUGAGGACAUGGCUUGCAGUGUGGCAGGCAUAACUUCUGAUGCUAAUGUUCUGACUAAUGAACUAAGGCUCAUUGCUCAAAGGUAUUUAUUACAGUAUCAGGAGCCAAUACCUUGUGAGCAGUUGGUUACAGCACUGUGUGAUAUCAAACAAGCUUAUACACAAUUUGGAGGAAAACGUCCCUUUGGUGUUUCAUUGCUGUACAUUGGCUGGGAUAAGCACUAUGGCUUUCAGCUCUAUCAGAGUGACCCUAGUGGAAAUUACGGGGGAUGGAAGGCCACAUGCAUUGGAAAUAAUAGCGCUGCAGCUGUGUCAAUGUUGAAACAAGACUAUAAAGAAGGAGAAAUGACCUUGAAGUCAGCACUUGCUUUAGCUAUCAAAGUACUAAAUAAGACCAUGGAUGUUAGUAAACUCUCUGCUGAAAAAGUGGAAAUUGCAACACUAACAAGAGAGAAUGGAAAGACAGUAAUCAGAGUUCUCAAACAAAAAGAAGUGGAGCAGUUGAUCAAAAAACACGAGGAAGAAGAAGCCAAAGCUGAGCGUGAGAAGAAAGAAAAAGAACAGAAAGAAAAGGAUAAAUAGAAUCAGAGAUUUUAUUACUCAUUUGGGGCACCAUUUCAGUGUAAAAGCUGUCCUACUCUUCCACACUAGGAAGGCUUUGACUUUUUUUUAACUGGUGCAGUGGGAAAAUAGGACAUUACAUACUGAAUUGGGUCCUUGUCAUUUCUGUCCAAUUGAAUACUUUAUUGUAACGAUGAUGGUUACCCUUCAUGGACAUCUUAAUCUUCCACACACAUCCCCUUUUUUUGGAAUAAAAUUUGGAAAAUGGAAAUGAA
This is a messenger RNA of Gorilla gorilla gorilla (western lowland gorilla), 1188 nucleotides long. It is a transcript of the gene PSMA4, whose product is annotated as proteasome 20S subunit alpha 4. The transcript has 9 exons. The coding region runs from base 149 to 934 and encodes 261 amino acids. Lineage: Eukaryota; Metazoa; Chordata; Mammalia; Primates; Hominidae. Gene Ontology annotation, cellular component: proteasome core complex, alpha-subunit complex; proteasome core complex. The record is from RefSeq and is a predicted model, not a curated record. Gene Ontology annotation, biological process: ubiquitin-dependent protein catabolic process.